AUGGCAGGAGUAGUCGACACCAAAGCGGCCGUGCCCGUGCAGCGGACUUCCUCAGACAACGAGAAUGGCACGAAGAACGGUCCCGAAGACGGCAGCGUGCAGGACGAAUACUUGUACCAAUACGAUGAAUCGAGAAAGCUGGGCAUCACCAGUUCUGUCUUCGUCAUUCUCAACAAGAUGAUCGGAACGGGCAUCUUCUCUACGCCGUCUGGCAUUUUUGCCGCUACUGGAUCCGUCGGCGUCAGUCUCUUCCUCUGGGUCAUAGGAGGCGUCCUAACCUUCUGCGGCCUCUCGGCCUUCAUCGAAUUCGGCCUCGCCAUCCCACGCAGCGGCGGCGAAAAGAACUACCUCGAGCGUGUCUACCGCCACCCAAAACUCAUGGCCACCUGCGUCCUCAUGUCCCAAAUGAUCCUCCUCGGCUUCUCCUCCGGUAACGCGCUCGCCUUCGGCCGCUACUGCCUCUUCGCUUCCGGCUCCAAAAUCGCAGACGGCUGGGAAGCACGCGGAAUCGCCAUUGGAUGCAUCACCUUCGCCGUCACCCUCCACUCGAUCCUCCCCAAAUGGGGCCUCAGACUCUUCAACGUCCUCGGCUUCUUCAAAGUCUUCAUUCUCCUUUUCAUCGUUUGUUCGGGCUUCGCGGCACUCGCAGGCCACCGCAAAGUCCCCAACCCACACAACUUCGACAAUGCCUUCCGCUUCGAAGAAGGCGAAGGCUACGGCGGCGGCGGAGCCUACGCAUACGCCACCGCCCUCCUCCGCAUCGUGUACUCGUACAAAGGCUGGGAGAACGUCAACUACGUCCUCGGCGAAGUCAAAGACCCUAAGAAGACCCUCAAGAUUGCCGCACCCCUUGCCGUAGGCGGCACAACCAUCCUCUACGUCCUCGCCAACGUAGCCUACUUCGCCGCCGUUGGCAAAGAAGAGAUGGCCAAUGCCGAAGUCACCAUUGCCGGCCUAUUCUUCCGCAACGUCUUCGGUAACUCUGCCGGCGCCCGCGCCCUUCCAGCAUUCGUCGCCCUAAGCAAUCUCGGGAAUGUCCUCGCAGUCUCCUUCGCGCACUCCCGCCUCAACCAAGAAUUCGCCAAGGAAGGUCUCCUCCCAUUCAGCAGGUUUUGGGCAUCGAACAAGCCCUUCAACGCCCCAGCGACAGCGUUGUUCCUGCACUGGCUGAUCACGGUGAUCAUACUUGUCGCACCCCCGGCCGGCCCAGCCUACAAUUUUAUCACCGACCUGUACACCUAUCCUGGCGCAUGGAUCAACGGCUUCGUUGCCGCCGGGUUGAUCUACCUACACUACAACAAGAAUGAAAAUUGGAGCUCGCCAUUCCACACUUACUUGCCUGUCCUGGUUAUCUACCUCCUCGCCAACGUUUUUUUGGCGAUCGUGCCGUUCAUUCCGCCCGAUGGAGCGAAGGAUCCGGAUGGGUAUCCGUACUACGUCUUCCCUGUCGUGGGUAUCGCGGUCCUGCUGGGAGGUGUGGUCUACUGGGCGAUUUGGAAGAGGGUUUUGCCAAGGAUAUUGGGCUACAGAAUCGAGACCGUUCAUAGAAUCAGUGAUGUGGAUGGGAGCGAGGCGGUGAAGUAUGUCAAAAUUUAUACCAAGGCGGAGAAGGGGCAUUGA
This is a messenger RNA of Cyphellophora attinorum, 1620 nucleotides long. Its product is annotated as High-affinity methionine permease. Bases 1 to 1620 code for a protein of 539 amino acids. The record is from RefSeq and is a predicted model, not a curated record. Gene Ontology annotation, molecular function: L-amino acid transmembrane transporter activity. Gene Ontology annotation, biological process: amino acid transmembrane transport. Gene Ontology annotation, cellular component: membrane. Lineage: Eukaryota; Fungi; Ascomycota; Eurotiomycetes; Chaetothyriales; Cyphellophoraceae. The transcript has 2 exons.